GCCAAACAGACGUCAUCAACCUGCGUGGCUCACAUUAAUUCUACGUUUGAAAACAACACCCAGCACAGCUUUUCUUCAAUGUGUGAAGGACCUUCAUCGAUAUGUGGACCAAUCCCUCCAGACCCGUCACUGUUUCCCCAGUAUUACAAAAGGCCUGCUUCAGCUCUGGGUCGUUUGGAAGGAAACAAACGGGGUACGGCGACCCUGCUGUCAGGGCCCUUCGCUCCAGAUCCUGUACUGCACCCCGAAUGCUACAGCGCGAGAGGUACAGCACGACGUCCACGCAUCAGCGCAAAAGCUUCUCACAUUCUAGAACGUGGGCAGAGAGGUGUCAUAAGGGAGCUCCUGGAAGCGGAUUGUUAUCCUGCCACAGAGAUAAUUAAACCUAAAGAGCGAGAGUUGAACUUCCGUAAAGAGAACAUCCUACGUCUUCGGGAAAUCCAGAGGCGUUGCAAAGAAAGUGAAGCUGAGAGGGCUCGCUCCGCUCCACUCAAAGCUUUGUGGACUUCUUCUAAAUACGACAAUAUCCGAUCCAAAUUCAUGGAAGACUUACAGAUUACCAGUCCGGCCGUGAAACCGCAGUGUCGAAACUUUCUCAAGGCUCACUCUAAAAAUAAAGUGCCGCCGAGACCGCACUCGACAUCCACCGCUGUGACCCUGCGUCAGUCUUGCACACCCAUACAGGACAAGAAUUUGCAAGUGAAAGGCCAGACCAUAGACUUCAUCAGGUAUAAUGCACUGGCUGCAGGAAAAACAAUGCAGAGGUCACAGUCACUGACAAACCUGCAGGAUAAACCAGUGCCCAGUGCUGCGAUAGGCCAGGUUCCUCAGUAUUUGGUUAUAAACAGCAUAAAAGAGAGGAAAAAGCAGUGGCGUAAAGAGGAGGAGGAGGAGAAAAGGAAGAAACUUAAUCCAUCAGUUCCAGAUGGACACACUUUAAUGACUGACAGCGACAGGCAAGAAACUCUGAAGAGGCUGAAAGAGAAUCAUCGCUCUUUGGUGACAGAGUUGCUGUUGCUGCCGCUUAAAGCGGACAACCUGAGCGUUCGCGCGCGCCGCGCUUACCUCGAUAGAAGACUUUCUGAGAUCGAGGAAGCGAUCAAAAUAUUUUCCAGGGCUAAAGUUUAUGUCAAACUUAAUUCAUAACCUGUGAAUAGGAAGCAGAAGGACAUCCACAUGCUGAAUGUUUUAAAAGCUGGUUGUGACUGUAGUUAAAUAAUUUCAUGUUACGCUUUAUCAUGUGAGCUACAGUAUAAUUUAAUUUAAGAAGGCAUGCUUUUUGUACCAUGAAUUGGGAAACUGCCAACUAUAGAAAUACGUGAAGGUCGAUAUCGUUAGUGUAUGAUGUGGUUUUUAAUGAGAAAUGUGAUUUAUAAAAUAUAAAUGACUAUGGAUAAAUAUUGAUACUGUAUUGUAUAUAUUGUAUAUUACUAUACAUUAUUUGUUGGGAUCAAAACAAAUACUUGAUGUGCAAAUCCUUGUAAAAAAAAAUUUGAAUACAAAGUAACUUUUUUUUUUUUUUUUUUUUAAAUAUACUGUAUAGAUAUUCUAUAGUCAGCCACUAGAUACAGUUUAAACAAUACUACAAAAUACUGUGAUUCAAAUUGUAACAAGAAUUGAUAUGAAAUUAUUUUAUUUUGCGAAUUACAUCAUUUUUAGUGACUUUAGUGCUUGUUUAUAGUUUUGUGUAUUCAAUGUCAAAUGAGAAACUUUAAUUAAAGUGCUUUAGAAAUGA
This is a messenger RNA of Corythoichthys intestinalis (scribbled pipefish), 1735 nucleotides long. RefSeq names its product enkurin domain containing 1 (gene enkd1). NCBI's taxonomy places the organism in Eukaryota, Metazoa, Chordata, Actinopteri, Syngnathiformes, Syngnathidae. The coding region runs from base 79 to 1146 and encodes 355 amino acids. Gene Ontology annotation, cellular component: cytoplasmic microtubule. The transcript has 8 exons. The record is from RefSeq and is a predicted model, not a curated record.